Oreochromis niloticus (Nile tilapia) is the source of this 5242-nucleotide messenger RNA. It is a transcript of the gene nr4a3, whose product is annotated as nuclear receptor subfamily 4, group A, member 3. Gene Ontology annotation, molecular function: RNA polymerase II cis-regulatory region sequence-specific DNA binding; nuclear receptor activity; zinc ion binding. Lineage: Eukaryota; Metazoa; Chordata; Actinopteri; Cichliformes; Cichlidae. The record is from RefSeq and is a predicted model, not a curated record. Bases 1554 to 3566 code for a protein of 670 amino acids. Gene Ontology annotation, cellular component: transcription regulator complex; nucleus. Gene Ontology annotation, biological process: cellular response to corticotropin-releasing hormone stimulus; regulation of transcription by RNA polymerase II. The transcript has 9 exons.
UAUAUAUGUGUGUGUAAGUGUGUGUUUGUGAGGUUGUGGGUGUGUUUGUGUUUAGAUAUCGCUCGGCUGAUAGUCUGUGUCACACUGCGCUAUGAUUUAACCUCCAGUAACAUGGAGUGAGCGUACAGUUAGCAUUAACCCGUAUAUAAUAAAACUGUCCCAAGAUACACUGGUACUCAAAUUGCUUCCGAAUUUCAUGAGCCAUGUAUCGCAGGAAAAACACCCUCAACCAUAAAGCCACAACAACAUUUCUGAAGCCCAUCUUGAAGCAUGCUCCAGCAGCUAUCGUGCCUCUUGGCCAGUCACGUAGUUUAUAAUAAUAAGCUGACAACACCGGGUUGAGGUACUUAAGUAAGCUGCUGGUUUUACCUUCUUUUCUCCCCUCAGUUCCCUCACACACACUCAGGUUUACGCACGCACGAACGCGCGCACGCAGGCUCCAGUGACAGGCUCCCACUCAGGGCUGAUUUACAGUAGGCUAGGCUACUCGCAUAUUUCUCUGCUCUUUCCUUUAUGUCCUUUCUUUUCUCUGUUUCUGUUUGCUGGAAGCCUCGCGCUGUCCGGAGUUAUUGGUGCGAGGGGGCUACCGGGGGCUACCGGCGCUCCGGGGCGCGUGCUUUGCAGCUCUUAUGUCGUUCUCUUGGUUACCGGUGCGCGCAGGGCCAGAGCCCCACCGACCGGCUCGGUCUGAGAAUAAAGUAAAAGGGGGGCGGGUUCAUUAAAAAAAGUAAGAAAAAGGCAGAAUGUCUCACUUUGUACAAAAAUAAGUUUGUUUGAAGUAAAAACACUUCAUCUUCAUCUCUUUAACGCCCUCGGUGGCUCUGAUUAGAGCGUAUUUACGCAGUUACGGGUUUAGCUUCACAACUUUAUGUAAGAAUGAGAUGACUUCAACUUAUUUCAAAUGGACUCUCAUUUGUGCUGUUACUGUAAGAAAAUCAUUUUUCAGGCCUAAAGGGGUCUCUUUUUUUCUCUCAGUGCUCAAAUGGCUCCAUACACAAUUUAAUAAUGGCUUAACUGUUCCAAAUCAGUCCUAAUCAAAUAAAUGUUAUACAGCUUGACUUGUUUAUUUACUCUGGUUUGUCCUUUUUUGUUUAUUCCAACCUAUUUGGGGACUGUUAAAAGCCAUAUUCCGACAAAAGAACCACCGACAGGGGGUUCGUGGGUGUCCAGUAAGUCCUUUGAGAAGUGGUUCAAAGUUUGGUCAAAAGUGGCUGCUGACAUGAAGCUGCAGGUGCCCCUAGUCUUGAUCCGUAUGAGGGUUGUGGGUUGUCACCAAGCUGUUUUGCGAUACACACAGGGAGACUGUGUGGUCUUCUCAACUUGACCGUCUCAUAGAGGGGUCUGUGUGUGGCGGAGAGAGAGCCACAGUGAGAGAGAGACAGAGUAUAUAGGAGUGUGUUACAGAAAGGGGGCGCUCUGGGCCUUGAAAUCUUCCGGCCACGGUGCACCCUGCUGCAGUGAGAGGGAGUCGGAGGCGCACGGCGCACAGGAGCCCGCUGGUCUGGUUUCAGGUCCGACUCUCCCAAUUUUCUAGAUUUCUCUCUCCCCUCUGGAUGAACCCUGAGCAGGCGAAUGCGGUGGUGAUCAGAGGCAAGAAAAGCGAUGGCCCGGAGGCACUGGCGCAAGCUGCUUUUAUAAAAGUUGUCACUUUUGUAGGCACAGGUUCGGAAGAGCGCGCCCAGCCGAGCUCGGAGCCCCGGCGAUCGGACACUUCCUUAGCGACGCCCGCCGAGCCCUCCCCGCUCCAGGAGCCCUGCCCCGGCCGCAGCCACGCCACCCCUAAAUCCCGGACACCCAGCACCAUUCAGCGCGAGGCUCUUUCACCAGAUAUGCCCUGUGUGCAGGCUCAGUACGGGCCGGCCCCUCCAGGCUCAGCCUACUCUGGCCAGUCCUUCAGCUACCAGAGUGAAAGCUACAGCUCUGACCUCAUGACCCCCGACUACACCAAGCUGGACCUGGGUGGGGGUGAGAUCUCUGCAGCUGCCACCACCUCUCUCCCAAGCUUCAAUGUCUUUGUGGAGGGGAGCUACGAGCCUAAGUCCUCGUGCCUCUACCAGAUGCCAACACACAGGCCCACCAUCAAAAAGGAGGAGGAGAGCUACCCAACUGCCCCACCCCUGGAGGCCAUGUCCUCCUCCACCAUGUACUUUAAACAGUCUCCCCCUUCCACUCCGACCACCCCGUCUCUGCCACCCCAGCCGGGCACCUCCUUCCUGUGGGGGAGGAGCACCCCCUGCCUGGAGACCGGCCCCCUCAAGUCCCCCCGUUUUCCCCACUUCUACCAGCAUUCGCCGCCCCACAGUGGAGGCAGCGUCGGCGGUUAUGACAGCCUGGGAGGAGGGCUGGUUCGCACCUCUUCUUCCUCCUCCUCCUCCUCAUCAUCAGUCUCCCAUCCUCACGGCCCACCCCUGGAGCAGCCUAUGUACCAGCUCCACCGCGGAGCAGGGAGCAGCAGCCUCGCCUUCCGCUCCCUGGCACUUGGACCUUGUGGCCCUCUACUAGCAGACAGCUUGCCCUCUCCACCCCCGCGUGGCCCACAGGGAGAGGGAACCUGUGCAGUGUGUGGAGACAACGCGGCUUGCCAGCACUACGGCGUACGCACAUGUGAGGGCUGCAAAGGCUUCUUCAAGCGCACCGUGCAGAAAAACGCCAAGUAUGUCUGUCUGGCCAGUAAGAACUGUCCUGUGGACAAGAGGAGACGCAACCGCUGCCAGUACUGCCGCUUUCAGAAGUGUCUGAGCGUGGGGAUGGUGAAGGAAGUGGUGCGUACUGACAGCUUGAAGGGGCGCAGAGGUCGCCUGCCUUCCAAACCAAAGAGCCCCCUGCAGACGGAGGCAUCUCCUCCUUCUCCACCCCUCAGCCUCCUCUCUGCUCUGCUCAGGGCUUAUUCUCACUGCACACCUCGUGACCUUGACUACAGCCAGUUCAGCGCUGCCGACCCGCCAUCCUCCUCCUCGGACGUAGAACACAUCCACCUCUUCUACAGGCUGCUCACCAUCUCGAUGGAGACCACAAGGUGCUGGGCAGAGAGGCUGCCCGGCUUCUCCGAGCUUCAGCGUGACGAUCAGAACCUGCUCAUAGACUCCGCCUUCCUGGAGCUGUUUGUGCUGCGAUUGGCUCACAGGUCGAUGCUGUCGGAGGAUAAACUAGUGUUCUGUAACGGCUUGGUGCUGCACAGGUUCCAGUGCCUUCGUGGGUUCGGAGAGUGGCUAGACUCCAUCCAGGAAUUCUCCGCUCACCUCCAGAACCUAAAUCUGGAUACCUCUGCCUUCGCCUGCCUGGCCGCCCUUGUGCUGCUCACAGAGCAAGUCCCCGGUCUGAAGGACUCAAAGCGGGUCGAGGAGUUGCAGAAUAAAGUGAUCUGCUGUCUCAGAGACCACCUGGGCUGCAGCCCUUCAUCCUCCUCGUCCAAGGCCGCCCCUUCUCUGAGUCGUAUUUUGGGUAUAAGGGAAGAGCUUCGUUCCCAGAGGACCCAAGGCCUUCAGCGAAUCUUCUACCUGAAGCUGGAGGAUCUGGUAGCGCCUCCGCCGCUGAUUGACAGGUUCCUGGACACUCUGCCCUACUGACAACUCGGGCUGACCACGCAGCAAAACGAACCCACAUCACGUCCCGUCAAGGCCUUUCCCCAAAGGAGCAUGCAAACACACCCAGAAGAGAGAGAAGACGCACUCUCUCUCGAGACUGAUGCAGCGCACGGAGAGCCAAUCAAAUAUUUUUGACUCGACGGGGACAACCAAACGAGAGCGCCUUUCACUCAAACGGACUACCAGCUAAAUGCUUUUCACCUGUAUAAAAGACAAUUACUCAAACGCUUUACCACUUUUUAUUUGGUCCUCCUGUUUCGCCCCACGCUGGGAGGGGGGGGAGGAUGAUGAGGCCGAGAUGGACAGGAGAAAAGUGACUUUUUUUUCUUUCUUUUUUUGACUGUCCUCGCUCCAUCUGGGUUGCAGCUUAUUCGGCAAAAAAAAACAAAAAAAAAACAAAGAAAGAACCGAAGUUUAUGAGUACUGUUUAUCUGUGUUUCGGCCCGGCUCGGUCUGUCUGAGGACUUCCGUUUAGAAAGGAGGGCUGGGAGAGGUGGCGGUGUAAAAGAGAGAGUGUGGGGAGGGGGAGGUGAUCGUUCCGAAAUGUGCCGACAUAUCAGAGGUGGAGCGGCGUAGGCGUAGGUGGGCCGAAAUGUUACGACGCAGGACGCAGGUGUUUCAUAAACACAUGGAAGUGGCUGUUGAGGCGGGCUCUUAAUUACAAGUGCAAUUCCUUAAGUGCUAUCGCGCCACAAGAGGAAGGGAUGGAGAAGGAGGGGGAAUCUAAUUUCAAACUCUAAAUUAUUUUAAUACAAAAACUUGUCCUGUACUGUCAGUAGCUAAAAAGAAAGACAGUCUCCCAUCUUGCUUUAGACAGCAGAGGAGAUACUGUGCACUAACGAUCGAUGACUGAGUCACCCAGACUUGAACUUUCUCUACUAUGUGGUUUUUUGUUUUGUUUUUUUGUUUGUUUGUUUUAUUAAGUCGUUUUGAAAUCAUAGGUCGAGUAGGAGUGUGGAAGAAUGAACAUGGACAGAAAUUGGCUUUGGAAGCACUUAAACCCUGAGAAGGGCUAGAAGCACAGACACACACCCUACCUGCUCACCUGGAGAACGGGGAGAGGAGGGUGCUCGACAGAUAGCUGUACGUCCGGGGGUGAAACAUUCCACGUUCAUGCUCUUUUUCUUUAUCGUUUUAUAUAUCGCGGAGGCUGUGUGAGUGUGGAGGACAUGGUCGCCUACCGUCUUUGUGUGUGCGCUUAGAGAAGCCAGGAUCAUAUGCAUGGUGUGUUAUAAGCUGUCGAGAGCUGGCAUAGCCUGUCAAAACAGCUCGACCUGUGUUUGUGUCUCAGACUGCAGCUCUAUGGGAAUCUCCCCAGGGCCUCCACCACCCACUCACACCCUCACAACGAUGGCGGUUUUAAAAUAAAAAAAAAAAUCAAAUUCUAUAGAUAUAAAUAUAUAUAAAUAUAUAUAUAUAUAUAUAUAUACAAAACUAAUAUUUUGAAGUGUUUUUAGCUUUUUCAAAUAUUGUGGUACGAGUUGUGCAUUGUUUUUUGAAGAGAAACAAAAAAAAGAGAAAAAAAGUUGCUGUUUUUUCAAUGUCCUUCUUUGGUUAGAGUUUCCUGUUCGAUAUGUUGUUUUUUUUUUCUUUCUCUUUGGUUCACUGGAUUUUCUGUUCAGCACUUUGAAAUCAUAAACUAGUUCUGAUUAUUCUGA